AUGGCACGUCUUCCUGAUGACAUUGGACAGCGGUUUCCAGGCCUUCAGCAUCUCAGCAUGUGGGGAUGGAAUAAUGUUUCCGAGCUGCCCGGCGAGUUCGCUUCCCUAAGCUGCCUGCGUGAGCUGACGAUUUUCUCAUGCGACAUUGUCAGCCUGCCCGAAAAUUUUGGAGAGCUGCCCGCAUUGAAAGUGCUGACGCUGAACCAGCUUCCAAUUUCGAGCCUCCCAGAUUCGUUCUACCAGCUGACGUCUCUGGAAACCCUCUCCCUGUCUUACUGCAAGGCAAUCUUCGAGCUGCCUGCAAGGUUCGGUAACCUCACCGCACUCAACUCCCUCUGCAUCCUCAAUUCGCCGAACCUGAAGCUUCCAGACGACAUCGGCUCACUCACCAACCUCCACACCUUUCGUUUGAGAGAAAAUUCCCCGCAGCAGCAGCUUCCAUCCUCCUUCACGCAGCUGACCUCCCUGACAAGGCUCGAGCUUACCCAGUGCAUGCUAGCAGAACUUCCAGAAGACUUGGGGAAGCUGAUGAACCUGCGGGAGUUGACCGUCCAGUCCUGCUCGAAGAUUCAGCAGCUUCCGGAUUCUCUCACCGACCUUGUCAACUUAAACGUUCUGAAAGCUAUGGACUGCGACAGCCUUACUGCAAUUCCCACCAGCUUGAGCAACCUCACAAGGCUCAAAGAAUUGGCCCUAGCCAAUGUCCCCCAGCUAGCACAAGUAUCCACAUCCCUGCCUUCCUCCCUCGAGAUCCUCUCCAUAGGAAGCUCCCAGCGCCUCACCCCUCUGCUGGAGCUUCCUUCUCUGCCCAGGCUGAGAAAACUGAGCUUAACUAGUGUUGGGAUCAUACAUGGGCUGGCAGCUGGCAUGGCCCUCGCUUCUCUGGAAGAAUUAGAGCUAACGUUGGCUGGAGAAGCAGACGAACUCCCUCUGCCUCUGGAGCUUCUGUCAAACCUUCGCAGCUUGACAAUCCACAGCACUGGUUGCAUGGAGAAGCUUCCGGAAGGGUUUGGUUCGGCCUUGCGGCAGCUGAGGCGGUUGCUGAUUCACCGGGGUGCAGAAUUGACGCAGCUGACUGAUAGUUUCACGGAGCUCCAAUCCCUGACAUUUGUUGAGAUCCAUGCACCUAAGCUCUUGUUUCUUCCAGAGGGUAUCGGAGCGCUAUCCCGGCUGCGGCAGCUGAAUCUUGAAAAAUGCUCAUCACUCGCCCACCUCCCUGCUUCUCUCACCCAGCUUUCCUGCCUUCAUGCGUUGAACCUUCAGUGCACGCCCAUACGCUCCCUGCCUUCCUACUUUGGACAACUAAGCCGGCUGAAAGAGCUCAAUUUGGAUGGCUGCAGGCACCUGGCUUCUCUGCCUGAGGAUCUCACCCAACUUAAGAUGCUUCUCAGCUUGACUGAAGAAUGCUGUGACCAACUUGAAGCUCAACGUGAAGCUGAAGCUCUGGAAAGAAUGUACGGUGUGGGUUGUCUGAAUACCACUGAUAAUGGUUUCUAG
Molecule: messenger RNA, 1497 nt
Organism: Closterium sp. Yama58-4
Lineage: Eukaryota; Viridiplantae; Streptophyta; Zygnematophyceae; Desmidiales; Closteriaceae
Source: the annotation of a GenBank genome assembly